ACCGGAAGUCCUGCUCUGUGACAGCAGCGGCUGUCGGCUUGUGUGCAGACGCCGCAGUGAUGCUGGCAGUCCAUUAAACCGACCUGCUUCAGAGACGUUCCUGCCUCCUUCAGGUAAAACAUCGGGAGCGAAGCAGCGCAGCCGGACGGCGGCUAGCCCAGCUUUGUAUCAGCUGCGUCUUUGUAGACAGGUUCUGCUUGAAUCUGUUUUGUGUCCUCUAGACAAACGAUGGCCAGUCCAAAUGAUCUGCAGUUCCAAGAGUUUGAAGAAGCAGCGGACCUUCUAUCUGCGGACCCCGGGGCCUCCACGCUCAGCUUGUCUGCACCGAGUGAGCCCACCGCCACAGCAGCUGGGGAGGAUGUAAAACUGGACCUGUCUGAGGACGAGGAGGCUCACCAGGAGAGUUCAGAGCUUUUAGGAGGACAGAAAUCAAGUGGAGGCUUCUGGACGUUUGAAUACUAUCAGUCUUUCUUUAAUGUGGACACUAUGCAGGUGCUGGACAGAGUCAAAGGCUCGGUGAUGCCUUUACCUGGAAGAAACUUCGUCAAACACUACCUCAGGAAUAACCCAGACCUGUAUGGCCCGUUUUGGAUUUGCGUGACUCUGGUGUUCUCAGUAGCGAUCAGUGGGAACCUGUCCACCUUCCUCAGUGAGCUUGGCAACCCCACCUAUCACUACAGGCCACAGUUCCACAGAGUUGCCAUAGCUGCAGUGGUGAUCUUCCUGUACGCCUGGCUGGUGCCCAUCGCUCUGUGGGCCUUCCUGACCUGGAGACAGGGGACUGAGAGGCAGGUUGGAGGCUACUCCUUCCUGGAGACUGUGUGCGUCUACGGAUACUCCCUCUUCAUCUAUAUCCCUACAUCAAUUUUGUGGAUCAUACCAUUUGACUGGCUGCAAUGGACGCUGAUCGUAGUUGCCAUGGUGAUCUCCGGCUCAGUCCUGGUGCUCACCUUCUGGCCCGUUGUCCGGGACGACACCAAAGUAGCAGCGGUGGCCACAGUGGUGACCAUUGUAGUGUUGCACACGCUGCUGGCGAUUGGCUGCAAGCUAUACUUCUUUCAAACAGCACCCCACACACCUCCACCAACCACUACGACCCCACCGAUACAUACAACUUUAGGUGUCAAACCCCACUGACCAGCGCAGUACGAGGGAAGAGGGCUCAUCAUAUCAUGGGCACAGGACUAAUGUUUGGGCUGGGAAGUGUUUGGAAAUGUGAGAUGAGGCUGGAGCUGAUUGGUCUGCUUUUCAGUUGAGGUUAGAAAGCAGCUUUUCUACUGUGAUCUUUCAUGAUUGUGGUGCAUCAUGGCCACCUUAAUGCAACCCAAGUUCUCAAUAAGCCUUCCAAAAUGUAGAUAGAAGUGGAGAACAGGUGUUAGAAGUCAUAAAGUCAGCCUCUGGGUUAGGGCUGCUUGGAUUCCUGACAUGUUGGAGGUGCUGCAACGAGAAGCUGAAUCCCCAGGAAAAUCGUAUGGAGGUUAAACCUCUUCAGUGCAAUUCCACCGACAUUCCUCUGUCCUGUGUAACGAAACCUGAAGAAACGUAGGCGAUGAAGAAGGCAUUCCAGACUACAGAUAUUCUGAAUGUAUUUAACAACCGUGGAACAGAAAGGUAGCACUGCUGGUGUACCACAUCCCUCUCCUCAGACUUUCACUCAUGACUUUACUUUAAAACAGUUAAAUUAUAAAGUUUGGGGAAGGUUUAGAGCUAUUUAUUUUCCUUUGUGAAGCUACUGAUCCCUACUUUUGUUAAUAAAUUUAGAAUUGUUACUCUA
Fundulus heteroclitus (mummichog) is the source of this 1774-nucleotide messenger RNA. RefSeq names its product Yip1 domain family, member 2 (gene yipf2). The record is from RefSeq and is a predicted model, not a curated record. Gene Ontology annotation, molecular function: small GTPase binding. Bases 229 to 1137 code for a protein of 302 amino acids. The transcript is spliced from 9 exons. NCBI's taxonomy places the organism in Eukaryota, Metazoa, Chordata, Actinopteri, Cyprinodontiformes, Fundulidae. Gene Ontology annotation, cellular component: Golgi apparatus; membrane. Gene Ontology annotation, biological process: vesicle-mediated transport.